AUGGCUGAGAAUGGUGGUGGUGGUCGACAUAGUGAUUUACCAAAUUCUAAUAUGUUUCCAGGCACAUUCCCCGAGGGUUUGAGGGUGUUAUUGUUUGAUGAAGAUCCACAAUAUCUCCAUGUAUUGGAGCAACACUUACAAGACUUUCAAUACCAAGUGACUAGAUGCGAUGAAGAGGAAAGAGCUAUGUAUCUACUCUGCAACCACAGAAAUAUGUUUGACAUAGCUAUAAUGGAAGCAAACGAUUUAGAUGGGAAAGUAUUCCGAUUAAUCUCGGAAAUUGGAUCUGAAAUGGAUAUUCCGAUCAUAAUAACAUCCAAAGACGGUUCAAGAGAGUCUGUGACCAAAUGGAUGAUGAACGGUGCAUGUGACUAUCUCAUAAAACCAAUUAGACCAGAAGAUCUACGUUUGAUUUACAAAUACCUGGUAAAGAAGAUGGAACUAAUGAGUGUGACAGUUUCUGGAAAGGCAGAAGAGAAAGCAGCAGCUGAGAAGUCAUCCUCUGUGGGAGAUUCCAUAAGAAACCCUAACAAGAGAAAAGGAAACAUGUUACAAACCGACAAGGAGGAUCUAGAUCAUGCUCAUGGUUCAGCCACCAAGAAAAGGCGAGUUGUGUGGGACGAAUGUCUUAACGACAAGUUUUUGGAGGCAAUGAAAUACCUUGACACCCGUGAUAUUGUUCCCAAGAAAAUUUUAGAGAGGAUGAAUGUUAGUGGCCUCACUCGAGAAAACGUAGCUAGCCAUCUCCAGAAAUUCCGCUUGAGUCAGAAGAAGCCGGGUGAUGAAAACAAAAAAAGCAAGAGAAAUCGAUCCUUAAUAACCGCACAAGGAGGGAUGUCUAGUGGAGAAGGGAAUGUCCAGUUCCCGAUACAUCAAAUCAACAACAUUCCUCAACCAUCUUCUGUACAACCGCAGAACACAAACCUUAAUCUCAUGACGCAACGCAUAUCACCUCUUGGAAAUCAUCAUGAUAAUCUCAUGAGAACUCACCAACAUCACAUUCCUCAUCAAGUCCCAGAGUUCACAUGCAAUGGCCAGAUCAUAAACGAAAGAAUUGUUUUGAACGAGGGAGAGGAAGAUAUUAUCUUACCUAGCUGGCUCAUGCCAAACUCGGAACAGAUGGAUUUCAACUUAGAUCAGGAUCCAGUGAUAGAGACUGCAUUGCGUUUCAGCGAUAUUCAGAUAGCGCCCGAUCCACAACAGCUGAUGUACGUUCAAGAGCCGUCCAUGAUACAUAUACCUUCGUUUCCUUCAUCUCUCACAUAACGAAACUAUAACAAUGGUGGAUGUAAGUGGACUAAAUGUGUUAUCCCAUGAACAGCAACAGGCUAACCUAACAAAUGAGAAUAGGUUUCUUGAAGCUGAUCCAAGUUCGGGAUCUGCAAGAAGGGAUAAGAUGGGUCAAGAUCAGGGCGAAGCAUGAAAAUCGACUUA
Eruca vesicaria subsp. sativa (arugula) is the source of this 1434-nucleotide messenger RNA. The record is from the annotation of a GenBank genome assembly. NCBI's taxonomy places the organism in Eukaryota, Viridiplantae, Streptophyta, Magnoliopsida, Brassicales, Brassicaceae.